Messenger RNA from Medioppia subpectinata, 1216 nucleotides. NCBI's taxonomy places the organism in Eukaryota, Metazoa, Arthropoda, Arachnida, Sarcoptiformes, Oppiidae. The record is from the annotation of a GenBank genome assembly.
UGUGUUUUCAUUUCACUCAACGUUUGAUUCAUUUAUUUAUUGUUUUUACAAUUGAUUUCAAUUAUCAUCUGAUAUGCCGUCGAAGAAGCGAAAGGACACGAAGAAGACAACGGAUGAGUCGUCGGCGGCAAAGGAGUCGCCGUUUGUUUCGUACGAAAAACUCGUGGAAACGAUAGACGUGUUGAAGAAGUGGACGCUUUUGGACGACAAGCAAAAGAGCGAUAAGAAAGAGCUGUUCAAAGACACCGCCGAUUGUGUGGUCAGUCUUCAGGUGAACUACAAGAAGACACCGUUGAAUAAGUCGACGUAUAUUUUCGCCAUCUCUUUGCCCAACCAUUGGAGACACGAGUCGUCGGACUUCGAGACCUGUCUUAUCGUCAAAGAUGUUAACAAAACGCCGUUAAGUGACAGAGAUUUGGAUCUGACCGAGACUAAGAACCACUACCGGGAACUGUUGUCUAAAGACAAUUCGGAUCAAUUGGUGUCAGAAAUCCUUCCGAUGCGUGAAUUGAGGAAUGAAUACAAGAUAUUUGAAUCGAAAGAAAAGCUGUGCAAAGCAUUCAAUGUAUUUCUAUGCGAUCGCCGACUAUUGCACAAUAAGUUUGAUUACUUACCCAUGUUUUUGGGUAAAAGCUUUUGGAUCAACGAUAAGAAGGUUCCGCUUCCUAUAGACCUGACCUCCACUUCCCUUAAGUCUGUAUUGGAGUCGAAGUUAAAUCAAACGCAUCUCUAUUUGUCGGGAAAGGGAGACAUGUCUUCAGUUAAUAUCGGUUUACUGAAACAAUCGACAGACAAAUUGGCCGAAAAUCUAAUGGCAGUGAAUAUUCUGUUAUUGAAAGAGUUUGGGAAUAAUAUUCGUUCGCUUAGUGUUAAGACCGAGAAAUCGAUUUCAAUCACGUAUUUUCUCGAUUGCGGUUUCAUUUCCGACAUUCAAAUGGUCCGCAAGUCUGCGGACAAUAAACCACUUGAAGACGAAUUCUCACAUUUUGUGGAUUCAAAUAUUCAAGUGUUUAAAAACGGAAACAUUAGAGUUGUUCCCAAACAAGACGUGGAUUUGGAUAAAAGCGAGAAAAUAGAUGAAAUUGAAAGCAAAUGGCUUUCAAUGACUCGUAAAAGGGAUAAUAAAAAGAAGAAUAAGAGGAAGAGAUUGUCGGCUCAUAAGCCAAACAAACGACGAAAGAUUGUUAAGAAAAGUGUUGAACAAAAGAGCGAUUAA